AUGCCAGCCCCAAGUCGAGAGGUUUAUCUCUCAAAGGAUUCAGGGGAUGCACCCUACUUGAUCGCUCAGGAUAUACCCCGAGCAGCAAUCUACAUCCCAGAUUCAUUUUCGCUUGGCUACAUAGAAGGGUCAGCGUUUCCCGCCGGAAAGACCUUCCACUUCAACUUCGGCAAGCUAGGCUCUGCCAUCUCCGUCGACCCAGCAUGGGUGAACCUUUCACAAGCAUCAGUAUCCGACGCCCAAGUGAACGCCGAGUAUGCCGCAAAUGCAAUCAACUACAUCGCCACACUCAUCGGCCAAAGCGGACUAGACAUCCAAUGGGCGCAGAGAUACUGGCCAUCGACACGAACCGUCGUGAUAGACUUCAUCACAAGAAGUCCUGACUUCCCCGGCACGUUAGUUGGCUCCCUUGUCUACCCAGCCCUAGAAGCAGUAGUAUGCACACCAUCACGAUUCCAGCAAGGAUGGGAUAGCUCGUUUAUCCACACGCUACGCGCAGACGGAGGCGACUCCGCCUACGUGUCCACAACAACCGCGUACUCGACCUUCGACGAGAUCGUCCAACCAAUGUCCGGACCCAGUGCGUCAGCCAUCCUGAGCGAUGUGCGUAGUGUCGGCGGGACAAACGUCCACCUCCAGAAGGAGUGCGCGGCGAAGCCCGCCGGUGCCGUCUAUACCCACGAGGGCGUGUUGUACAACCAGCUUGCUUAG
Penicillium soppii is the source of this 711-nucleotide messenger RNA. RefSeq names its product putative lipase. Lineage: Eukaryota; Fungi; Ascomycota; Eurotiomycetes; Eurotiales; Aspergillaceae. The transcript is spliced from 3 exons. The coding region runs from base 1 to 711 and encodes 236 amino acids. The record is from RefSeq and is a predicted model, not a curated record.